This is a messenger RNA of Telopea speciosissima, 612 nucleotides long. Its product is annotated as 40S ribosomal protein S15. The coding region runs from base 34 to 489 and encodes 151 amino acids. Gene Ontology annotation, cellular component: ribosome; cytosolic small ribosomal subunit. The transcript has 4 exons. Gene Ontology annotation, biological process: ribosomal small subunit assembly; translation. Gene Ontology annotation, molecular function: RNA binding; structural constituent of ribosome. Lineage: Eukaryota; Viridiplantae; Streptophyta; Magnoliopsida; Proteales; Proteaceae. The record is from RefSeq and is a predicted model, not a curated record.
CGAUUCAGGAUUCUUAGUUCUUCCUCGGCAGUAAUGGCGGAUGUGGAAACAGAUGUUGCCUCCGGGCAGCCGAAGAGGAGAACAUUCAAGAAGUUCAGCUUCAGAGGCGUUGAUUUGGAUGCGCUUCUUGACAUGUCAACUGACGAUCUUGUCAAGCUAUUCACCGCCCGGGCUCGCAGAAGGUUCCAACGAGGUCUGAAGCGGAAGCCGAUGGCUUUGAUCAAGAAACUGCGCAAGGCGAAGCGAGAGGCUCCACCAGGUGAGAAGCCAGAGCCAGUUAGAACUCACCUCCGGAACAUGAUCAUAGUGCCUGAGAUGAUCGGAAGUAUCAUUGGGGUUUACAAUGGGAAGACCUUCAACCAGGUCGAAAUCAAACCAGAGAUGAUUGGACACUAUUUGGCUGAGUUCUCAAUCUCUUACAAGCCAGUCAAGCAUGGAAGGCCUGGUAUUGGUGCUACCCACUCGUCUCGGUUCAUUCCUCUCAAGUGAGAUCUUCACCUGUACCGUGUGAUUUCAACUGAUUGUUGUUCUCUGAGAGUUGGUCUGGUGUUAGUUAUGUUUUCUUCUUAUGUGCCUUAUGACUAAAUUUUGUCCUCUAUUUGUUAGUUAUUU